AUGAAGCUGCUCCUGCUCCUCAGCCUGGUGACCCUGGCCCACUGCCUGGCCCCCAGGAUCCUCCUGAGGAGGAUGAAGUCCCUGCGGCAGACCCUGCAGGAGCAGGGCUUGCUGGAGGGCUACCUGCAGGAGCACCCCUACAACCCGGCCACCAAGUACUUCCGCAGCCGCGUGGGUGCCGAGCCCAUGCAGAACUACCUGGACUACUUUGGCACCACCUCCAUCGGGCCCCCCCCCCAGAAGUUCACCGUCAUCUUCGACACAGGCUCCUCCAACCUGUGGGUGCCCUCGGUGUACUGCACCAGCCCCGCCUGCAGCACCCACCACCGUUUCAACCCCGUGGAUUCCUCCACCUUCCUGAGCACCAACGACACCCUGGAGAUCGUCUACGGCUCGGGCAGCAUGACCGGCGUCCUGGGCUACGACACCACCAGGGUGGCGGGCAUCCGGGUCUACAACCAGAUCUUUGGGUUGGCUGAGACCGAGCCCGGCAGCUCGUUCCGCUACGCGCCCUUCGACGGCAUCCUGGGGCUGGCCUUCCCCAGCAUCGCCUCCUCCGGGGCUACCCCGGUCUUCGACAACAUGAUGAAGCAGCACCUGGUGCCCAGGGACCUCUUCUCUGUCUACCUGAGCAGGUGCGUCACCUUCCACAUCAGCGGCAGGUUCUUCCCCUUGUCCCCCCGCUCCUACGUGAUGGAGAGCGACGGGUACUGCGCCCUGGGCUUCCAAGGCAUGGACGUCCCCACCGAGUCGGGCGAGCUCUGGAUCCUGGGGGAUGUUUUCAUCCGGGAGUACUAUGUCAUCUUCAACAGGGCCACCAACAUGGUGGGGCUGUCCCGCCUGCCCUGA
Messenger RNA from Chaetura pelagica (chimney swift), 849 nucleotides. Its product is annotated as pepsin A-like. The record is from RefSeq and is a predicted model, not a curated record. Gene Ontology annotation, biological process: proteolysis. The transcript has 7 exons. Gene Ontology annotation, molecular function: aspartic-type endopeptidase activity. NCBI's taxonomy places the organism in Eukaryota, Metazoa, Chordata, Aves, Apodiformes, Apodidae. The coding region runs from base 1 to 849 and encodes 282 amino acids.